This is a messenger RNA of Saccostrea cuccullata (small rock oyster), 1059 nucleotides long. RefSeq lists its product as uncharacterized. The record is from RefSeq and is a predicted model, not a curated record. Lineage: Eukaryota; Metazoa; Mollusca; Bivalvia; Ostreida; Ostreidae. The transcript has a single exon. The coding region runs from base 1 to 1059 and encodes 352 amino acids.
AUGUCAGGACCUGUGCUAAUGAACAGUCUAGUUGGUGUCCUACAUCACUUCCGCAAGGAGCCAUUUGCUGUAAUGGCGGAUAUACAGCAGAUGUUUUAUGGAUUUUUUGUGACAGAGAAUCAUCGCAAUUUCUUGCGUUUCUUUUGGCACCAGGACCAUAAUCCCCACAAAGAACUGAUUGAGUAUAGGAUGUGUGUCCACGUUUUUGGAAAUUCCCCUUCUCCGGCGGUUGCGACCUACGGUCUCCGUCGUUGUGUGGAACAUUCUGAGGAUCCGGAAGUGAAGGAAUUCGUUAACAACCAAUUCUAUGUGGACGAUGGUUUGGCAUCCUUCCCUACAGAAGAGGAAGCUAUAAGUGUACUACAGAAGACAUGUGAGACUCUGUUUCAAGAGGGACAACUCAAGCUCCACAAGAUAGCGUCCAACAGUAAGACUGUCAUGAACAGUUUUUGCACAGAGGACUUAGCAAGUGACUUGAAAACUUUAGAUAUUGCUAAGGCUGACUUACCUUUGCAGCACAGUCUCGGACUGGUAUGGGACCUCAACACAGACACAUUCACAUAUCGUGUGCGAGACGAUGAGAAGCCAUUUACCAGAAGAGGUGUGCUGUCUGUGGUCAAUAGUCUAUUUGACCCCCUCGGAAUGAUCGCACCAUUCGUACUCCAGGGAAGGAUCCUGAUGCGUGACUUGAUAGCUGAGACUAUAGAUUGGGACGACCCAUUACCAGAGUGUCGCAUAAAGGACUGGAGGAAUUGGAAGGACUCUUUAAAAUCUCUGGAACAUCUACAGGUUCCCAGAUGUUUACUUCAGCAUUCCUACAAGGACUGUGAUGUGAAACGUUUGCAUGUGUUUUCAGAUGCCUCAGAGCAAGCGAUUGCUGCUGUCGCAUUCCUGCAAGCUAUUGACAGUAAUAGAACUAUUCGUAUAGGCUUCACAUAUGGGAAAUCCAAGAUAGCACCAAAACAUGGCCACACCAUACCGAGGCUUGAACUCUGUGCGGCAGUGUUGGCUGUUGAAGUCGGUGAGAUGGUAUCUACAUCUCGGACUGGAAUUGAGUGA